Messenger RNA from Capronia coronata CBS 617.96, 945 nucleotides. RefSeq lists its product as uncharacterized. Gene Ontology annotation, molecular function: shikimate 3-dehydrogenase (NADP+) activity. Lineage: Eukaryota; Fungi; Ascomycota; Eurotiomycetes; Chaetothyriales; Herpotrichiellaceae. The record is from RefSeq and is a predicted model, not a curated record. Gene Ontology annotation, biological process: chorismate biosynthetic process; shikimate metabolic process. The transcript has a single exon. The coding region runs from base 1 to 945 and encodes 314 amino acids.
AUGGCCUUCUUACCAGCAAAUACGUCUUCUCUUGAUCGCGUGGCUUACUUGGUAGGCUAUCCAAUCGCCCAUUCCAAGUCCCCGUCGCUGCACCACGCAAUUUAUAGCGCAGUUGGGAAGAGAUGGGGCCAGUGCCUUUGCGAGACCACCGACCUUGAAAGCUUUCUGGCCUAUCUCAAAAAAGAUCCAAAGUGCAUGGGUAGCGGUGUCACCAUGCCCUUCAAAGUCGCCGUGAUUCCUCACCUCGACGAACUUACCAAUGAAGGCAAGACCAUCGGAGCCGUCAACACCAUUUUCUUCAAACCCGCAGCAGACGGGUCAAGGAUAUACUGUGGAACAAAUACGGAUUGCCUAGGCAUUCGUGAUGCCUUCCUCAACAAUGUCGAGGGCUCGCCCUAUCGAGGCAAGCCAGGACUUGUGGUUGGGGGCGGUGGGACUUGCAGAGCAGCCAUCUACACACUGCAGAAUUUCUUUGGUUGUUCGCCGGUAUACAUUGUCAACCGUGACCCCGGUGAAGUUGAAGCCGUCUUGCAAGAAUGUGGUGCACGCGGAGGAGGGGAUGACUUGGUCUACGUCUCAACAACAGAACAAGCCGACAAGGUACCAUGUCCGCGCGCAGUGGUGAGUGCUGUGCCAGACUUCCCUCCAGUGACCAAGAACGAGAAGACUGCCAGAGAGAUCCUCGCUAUUCUGCUAAGAUCUGGAGAUAAAGGUGCUUUGCUGGAAAUGUGCUAUCAUCCUUCUCCUGAUACUGAGAUCUCCAGACUCGCGACAGAUUUUGGUUGGCAAGUGAUUCCAGGUAUUGAAGCCAUGAUCGGGCAAGGGUUAGCACAGGCUCACUUGUGGACCGGUAUCAACAUUGAUGAGGGAUUGAGAAACGUGGCAAGAGCCGCAGUGCUCGCGAAACGCGAUGACUUCUGCGCACCACUAGACCUUUCGGCAUGA